AUGACGCUGGCUGCGCUCUGUGCUGCGCAGCAGCAAAUUGCGGAGGAGGAGGAGGAGGAGGAGGAGGAAGCGGGAGGGGCUCUCAGCACAUCUAUGAGAGGCUGCGGAGCUUUUGGGGUGUUGGCACCUUUGCUGGUGGUGAUGGCGAUGCUGUCAGCCGUGGAGGGCCAGGUGCCAGCGCUGGGGGCCUGUCCAGACAUGCAGACGGUGCCCGGCUUCGACAUGGCCAGGUACAUGGGCCGGUGGUACGAGGCGGAGCGCUACUUCGCGCUGUUCGAGUUUGGCGGCAAGUGCGUCAGCGCCAACUACACCGACUCCGGCGAGGGCCGCGUCGCCAUCGUCAACAGGCAGACCAGCUCCAUAACUGGUAUACGAUCAACGAUUGAGGGCGAGGUUCGGAUCCUGGGCCGCACGGAUGACUCCAAGCUCAACGUCCGAUUUCCAUCCCUGCCAGUCACGUUCACGGCGCCGUACUGGAUCCUCGACACAGACUACGACAGCUUCGCCGUCGUGUGGUCGUGCACCAACUUCGGGCUCUUCAGCAUACGUAACGCUUGGAUCCUGACUCGCGACCGCUUCCCGACGCUGGAGGUGAUGGAGCGCGCCUACUCUGCCGUGGACCGCCACGGCGUCUCCAGGGCGUUCUUCAUCCGGACCGACCAGAGGAACUGUCCCAGCGUCUACUGA
Molecule: messenger RNA, 687 nt
Organism: Schistocerca cancellata (South American locust)
Lineage: Eukaryota; Metazoa; Arthropoda; Insecta; Orthoptera; Acrididae
Product: apolipoprotein D-like
Exons: 6
Coding region: 1-687 (228 amino acids)
Biological process (GO): lipid transport; tissue regeneration; brain development
Molecular function (GO): lipid binding
Source: RefSeq, a predicted model, not a curated record